GAGAGAAAGAUUGUGAGAGGGGUGUUGCCGCCUCUGGGACACACUCACGCAUCAAAGAGUAACAUCAUCAGCAGCAGUGGGAGCAGAGCAUCCAUCCAGGCUUUCUCCGGGAAAAACAAAACCUGUUCUUGGCAUUUUUGAAGCUGUACGCAUGGUUUAAUAUUGGCAAACAACAAAACAAAAUAUCCUGGAGAUACUCAGCACCUUAUCGUAAGCAGAUCGAUCUCGACUUGAAAAGGAAGGUUUGUUUGGAAGCAGACGAAACCUUUCAGCACCUUGGAAAGCGAUCAUGGCUCCGAUGUUGGAGGACGGAGCUCAGCCUGUGGCAGUGCCAGUAGGUGUUGCUGUGGUGAGUGUUUUUGGCCUCGUCUUCACUGCGUCAGCUUUCGCCUGGAUCUGUUGCCAGCGCAAAAACACCAAGUCCCAGAAGACUCCUUCCUACAAGUUUGUGCACAUGCUGAAGGGGGUUGACAUCUACCCAGAAAGCCUGAGCGGCAAGAAGAAGUUUGCUGAAUCCUCGACCCCAACAACUAACGACGGCGGUAAAACUGACGUUAAUGGAAAUUCCCAAACUACGCCAAUGAGUUCUUCGAGUACCGAUAAACUGGCAUCAAGCCCAAAUGGUUCCAGACCGGACAUGCAUCUUGAACUUGAGAAGCGGGAUCUGAAUGGCAACUUUACCACCAAACCUUUUCACCACCAUCACCAGAAGGUGAGGAGCUCUCCAGAUUUGGAGCUGCCCUCACCCCAUGCAGGGUUCACCCAACCAGGAGCGAUGGACCGCCGCGAUCUCCCUUCACCUUCCAGCACUCUUUCCAGCCAAGCACCCACCCCCGCUGUUGACAAGCCGCAGGGAGAGGAGAAGGAGGGUGGCCUGGGGACUCUUCACUUCUCUCUCGAGUACCAGGCGGAGAGGAAGGCGUUUAUUGUUCACAUCAAGGAAGCCCAUGGUCUGACCCCAACUGAUGAGCAGUCACUUACCUCUGAUCCCUACAUCAAGCUCACUCUGCUACCGGAGAAAAAGCACAGAGUAAAGACCAGAGUCCUCCGGAAGACGCUAGAUCCUGCCUUUGACGAGACCUUCAGCUUUUACGGGAUCCCACUGGCACGAGUGUCUGAGCUGGCCCUUCACUUCAUGGUGCUGAGCUUCGAUCGGUUCUCUCGUGAUGAGGUCAUUGGAGAGACCCUCGUUCCAUUAUCUGGAAUCGACUUGUCAGAGGGGCGUGUCCUAAUGAGCCGAGAGAUUAUUAAGAAAAACAUUAAGAAGUCCUUGGGACGUGGAGAGUUGCUGCUCUCCCUGUGUUACCAGUCCACCACCAACACUCUGACUGUGGUUGUCCUCAAAGCUCGCCACCUGCCCAAGAAUGAAAACAAAGGACCCACAGAUCCUUACGUGAAGGUGAACAUGUUUCAAGGAAAGAAGCGCAUAUGUAAGAAGAAGACUCACGUGAAGAAAAGCUCCCCCAACCCAGUCUUCAAUGAGCUCUUUGUCUUUGAUUUGCCUUCUCAAGAGGGUUUGAGGGACACCAGUGUGGAGUUGCUGCUGAUGGACUCAGACAAUGGCAACUCACGCAGCCCAAACACCGUCAUCGGGCGCCUGGUGUUGGGCACAUCUGCUGCAGGAACCGCUGGUGAGCACUGGAGGGAGAUCUGUGACCACCCGCGUCGCCAAAUUGCCAAGUGGCAUGUCAUGACAGAGGAUUAGAAAAGCUGGGUGUGUGUGGAUUCUGACAUUGAUGCCACAUCGAAAGGUCAACCAAGAAGAUGGACAAGAUGUGAUGUCCUGCUGGCCAACACACAUUGGACUCUAAGUGGGAAGGAGGCGGGGUGGGUUCAGGGGU
Molecule: messenger RNA, 1841 nt
Organism: Nematolebias whitei (Rio pearlfish)
Lineage: Eukaryota; Metazoa; Chordata; Actinopteri; Cyprinodontiformes; Rivulidae
Gene: syt4
Product: synaptotagmin IV
Exons: 5
Coding region: 290-1705 (471 amino acids)
Biological process (GO): calcium-ion regulated exocytosis; regulation of dopamine secretion; regulation of calcium ion-dependent exocytosis
Cellular component (GO): synapse; axon
Molecular function (GO): calcium ion binding; phosphatidylserine binding; SNARE binding
Source: RefSeq, a predicted model, not a curated record